Branchiostoma floridae (Florida lancelet) is the source of this 2463-nucleotide messenger RNA. RefSeq names its product kelch-like protein 24. Lineage: Eukaryota; Metazoa; Chordata; Leptocardii; Amphioxiformes; Branchiostomatidae. The transcript has a single exon. Gene Ontology annotation, molecular function: protein binding. The record is from RefSeq and is a predicted model, not a curated record. The coding region runs from base 38 to 1747 and encodes 569 amino acids.
AUUUAUAGCUUGUGUUCUAUUGCAGAAUCAGACUACCAUGGCAACAGCACAGAGGUCACAGACGUCAUUGGACUUCUGCCAUGAUACUCACUCAACAGCCCUCUUGCAGGGUUUGCAGGAACUCCGAUCAGACAACCUGCUUGUAGAUGUCAUCCUUUGUGUAUCCGGUGAAGAGAUCCCGUGCCACAGAAAUGUACUCGCUGCUUGCAGUGGAUAUUUUCGCGCAAUGUUCUGCAAUGGACAUCGUGAGAGCAAGGAGCAUAAGGUCACCAUUCAUGAGGCCAGCCCCAGUGCCUUGCAGCUUCUUGUUGACUACGCCUACACGUCAAAGGUAACCAUCACAGAGGACAAUGCUACAGAACUGAUGGAAGGGGCCAACUUCUUCCAGGUUCCACCAGUCAGGGAUGCAUGUACAAAGUUCCUAUCUGACAAUCUAAGUAUCAAAAACUGUAUGAAGAUGGUACUCUUAGGUGGCAUGCUGAACACCAAUCUUGAGGCAGAUGCGUUGUCAUUUGCCAUGAAAGAGUUUGCAGAAGCCAGCAAAACACCCGAGUUCCUUGACUUGACAAAGGACCAGGUCAUCAAGCUCAUCUCAUCAGAUGACCUUAAUGCCCCCGAAGAAACUGUGUAUACGGCAGUCCUGAAAUGGAUCAACCAUGACACCAGGAAGAGGAAGAAGGACAUGAGAGAGCUGAUGGAGCUGGUUAGGUUCCCCUGGAUGGACAAGAUUUACUUCAUAGAGAAAGUACAGACUGAUAAGACUCUGUACAAGUGCUGUCCAGAUAUCGUGUCAGAAGCUCAGAAGUAUCAGGCCUUCCCAGGGGAGGUCCAGUCACCUCGCACCCGUCCCCGCCAUGCCAGUGGUCUGAGGGAGGCAGUGGUGGUCAUUGCAGGGUACGAGAAAUUAGAGUAUGGAAUGGCUUCAGUUUGCAGCAAUGACAUUAUGGUGACACACUCAUCGACACCAUCAAGUGAAAGCUGGAUUCCUAUGUCCACAAUGAAGAACACGGAUGACCAUGGAUUUGCUGCGGCUGUUUUGGGCAUAAGUGACAUUAUUGUGGCUGGCGGAUUGCGGUGUCAGGACGUUUGGCUGUAUCAGGCAAAGCUUGACUCUUGGUCUAAACUUGCUCCAAUGCUUACAAACCGGGCCUAUUGCAAGCUGGCUGUGGUGCGAGGAAAAGUAUAUGCAAUAGGUGGAAGAAUCAGCCAAACGCCAUGCGCAGAUGUAGAAGUAUAUGACCAAAGCCUGAACAAGUGGACCAAAGGUGUUUCGCUCCCACAGCCAAGGUUCACACAUGCAGUUGCAGUGUUGGAGGGUAGCAUAUAUACGAUGGGUGGACGUGAUGACAAGGACAGCCCCACAUCUACAGUGUACCACUUUAUCCCGGGAGACUCUCAGUGGUAUUCAGCAAGCAACAUGCCUGAGAGGGCUCGUGAUAUUACUGCUUCAGUUCUCAAUGGUAGCAUCUAUGUCGCUGGGCUUAGCUUAUCAAAUGUGCUGUGUUACAAGCCUGAGGAGGACUUGUGGACUGAGAUAGUUAACACCGAGACUGGACUCGAAAGAUGUGGCAUGACUCUCUUUGGUGGAGAGAUUUACAUCUAUGGAGGUUAUGACGGUACGUAUACAGCUGGCAAUGGGACAGCAAAGGUUUUGCAGCUCAGUCAGGAAGACAAGUCACUUAAGCAGGUGGGAACCAUGCCCAAGGGGCUGUUUGACCACGUAUGUGUGACCAUACUGAAGGGAUGAGGCACAACAGAGUACACUGCACCUAGUAAGAGGUCACAUGUUCAACUCUUCUCAUCAAGAGGAAAAGCGACAGAUUGGACUGGAAUUGUUGCCUGUCAUGACUCAGAGUUGUCUGAUGCAGAAUUUUAUGAUUAAGUUGUGAAGGAAAAAUAUAUAUGGAUGACUGUGGAUAAGAUAGACUGACAAAGUUAAAAGAAUAUGAAUCAACAUGUAUAUCAUUAGUAGCAUACAGAAAUGCUUUAAUAAGUAGAAAGUAUUGAAAUCACAUUGAGCUUUUUCUUAUUGUUACCUGUCAAUAUUGAUAAGUCUAAAUUUCACCUGAGUAUAUAGAUUUUCAUGUGAACUCUGUUUAUUUUUGGAUAACUAGUAGGCAGUUUUUCCCAGAGAACAUGCACCCAAUGAUACUAGUACUAAGAUAGACAUGUGGCAAUUACUGUACUAUGCUUUGCUUCAGUCUGAGUUAAGUUUGAAUCUCAGAUUCAGUAGUAAUUAUUUUAGUUCAGAUUAAAAACAGGUCUACAGGCUUUGUUUUUGUUUCAAAGACUAAAGAAUUUAGUUAUACAAGCAUAUGUACAAUGUAAGCGUGGUUAAGAUUUUUUUCUAACAGCUGCAUGUUUUUUCUAACAGUUGCAUGUAUUAAACUAAGAAAACUAGUCUUGAAUACUGUACAGUUUAAGUAUCACAGAAACAAAUAUAUGAAAGUGGUACUUUUCUUA